Molecule: messenger RNA, 2627 nt
Organism: Stegodyphus dumicola
Lineage: Eukaryota; Metazoa; Arthropoda; Arachnida; Araneae; Eresidae
Product: 32 kDa beta-galactoside-binding lectin-like
Molecular function (GO): carbohydrate binding; galactoside binding
Source: RefSeq, a predicted model, not a curated record
ACGUAUGCCAAAUGCAGUAGGUAGAAGCAGCAGACCUUACUUCAUUCAUCAGCUCUGAAAUUAUCAUGGCCGAAGGUAGUAUUGCUGCGUUAGUUGCCCCUGUGAAAAAUGCACCAGGAUUACAUUACAAGAAUCCGAGAUUUCCACUGAAUAUUAAAUUGCCUGAUAAUUUGGAAUGUGGAAAUAAAAUUUACGUUCAUGGAGCUGUACCUCCCGAUGCAACAAGAUUUUCUUUGAACCUGAAGAAUGCUGAAAAAGAUGCUAACACCUUCCUCCACUUCAAUCCUCGCUUUGAUGAAGGAGUGGUUGUUCGCAAUAGCAAACUUGAUGAGGCAUGGGGUGAUGAAGAAAGAGACGGGGAGAAUCCUUUUGUACCAGGAGAACCAUUUCUCAUAACUGUUACACCUACUGUGGAUGGAUAUGAAGUAGAAGUUAAUGGAAUUCCAUUUACUACAUAUGCGCACAGAGAAGGCAUGCCUUUGUGUGAUGUAACUCAUAUAACAAUGGGAGGUGAUGUCACUGUUUAUGGCAUUCAUAUUCCUCUUAGCGUUAUCCGUAUACCUUUGGUUCUUCGCAUUCCUAACAAUACUUUUUUGGGUGACAUUGUUGUUCUGAAAGGUGAAAUUCCUAGUGGUGCUGACAGAUUUGCUGUAAAUCUGCAGUGUGGAACUGAUGAAGGUGCUGAUAUUAUGUAUCAUUUUAAUCCUCGUUUUGGGGACAAUGCUUUGGUUUGUAACAAUCGUUGCGCUGAUUCCUGGGGUGCUGAAGAAAGACUUGAUAGUCUUCCUGUUGGGCCUGGAGAUAGUUUCACUUUAUGCAUUGUAGCUGCAAAAGAAGCUUAUUUACCCUUCUUGAAUGGCAAUCCUCUUCCAGCAUUUGCUCAUAGGCUGGAUAUGUCAGCUGCAUGCUCUGUGUGUGUUGAUGGAGAUGUCCGACUUACAGAUGUGACAAUAGAUUGUCCUCCUGUUCGACUGCCUCCUCAAGUUCCUGACCUCGAUAUUAAAAGUUUUGAAGAUCAGACAAGGCAAGCUUUCUAUCCAUCAAAUCCUAUCACUAUGAAAUUGUCAUCUUCCUUUGGACCUGGAAAGACUGUAUAUGUAUCAGGUAGAAUUGCUGGCGAUCCUUCACGAUUUAAAGUAAAUCUCCAGUGUGGAGAGGCUGAAGAUUCGGGAGUGGCCUUGCAUUUCAAUCCCAGAUGGGAUUCUGAUGGUGGACCUGUGCUAGUUCUCAACUCGCUGGAUGAUGGUGCUUGGGGAGAGGAAAUUCGUGAGCCUAAUGUUGUUCCACUCGAUUCUGAAAUUGAAAUUUACAUUUUGUGUACAGAUUCUGGUUAUGCCGUCCUUUUGAAUGGUGAUGUGGCAGUUGCUUCUUUUCCACAUCGUAUGGAUGCUAGUAGAGUAUCACAUGUUGAAGUUGAUGGCUGCUUUGCAGUAUCUCGUUUAAUGGCUCCCUAAAAUGGACUUUCUGUUGUAUAUCUAAAAGUUGAAAAUCUCUUUUCAGUCAUUCUGUAUCAUGCUUUGUUUGCUAGUGUUUUUAGUUUGUAGUCAGUAAAUGCUUUAUAGUAUUUCUCAAAGCACUUUUUUUGUAUGUAGGGAAAUGAAAUUACAAACCCAUCUUGAUAUUAACCACUGUUGUAAUAUCUUAAUUGUUUUUAAUAAUAUGUAAGGUAUUUAAAAAAUGUAAAACACAUGUUCUGUGGCCUUAUCUUCCUUUUCUUCAAUACUGAUAAAUCUAUUGGGUUUAUUUUUGAAAUUUAUUUCAACUGCAGGUUUACCAUAAGAAAAACUGAACUUACAAUAAUCAGGUUUGCCCGAAGAUGAAAAUUUUAAAGUCAAAAUCAUGUUAAAUCUUGUUUGAAAUUAUACUUUUGGAAGAGAUUAUCAGCAGUACAUGAAUUUUUAAAUUGCAAAUAAUGAUUUUGGCUGCUUUCAUCAUGCCACUUUAUACAGAAUAUAGCCAUACACACUGUGAUUUCAAAUUUAAUUGCUGUUUUAAAAUUAUUCUAUAUUAAAGGAAAAUGUAUCUAUAAUUUGUUACUUACAGCAUGUAAAAGCAGAAGGAGCAUAAGUUUAUUAAAAUUUUGGUUGGUAGCUCAUGUUAACCCAUGUUAUUGAAAUCCUACAUUUUGUAUAUUUUAUAUGAAUAUGGCCAUCAUGCACAAAAAAUGUCACUGUGAUUUUUUUAUUUCAAAGGGAUCAAUUUAUCCAACACUUAGCUAUAAUCUGUAUCUUUAAUAACUUAUAAACAGAAACAAGUUAUCUGUAUUUUUGUUUCAAGAAUAGUUUCAGAACCUAGCUUUGCAUUCCUUCAUGAGAGGAAAAAUUGCUGUGUCUGUAACUUACGCUUUUGCAAGUAUGUUUUAAGAGAAUGGCCUUGCUGUGCCUAAGUGCAAAAUAAUAUGAAAUACUACUUCAUAUAUGAAAAGAAAUGUCUUGAAAAUUGUGAUGAUGUGUGCCUAAAGCUUUCAAAAUAAAUAUUAUUAUUGUGGUGCCUUUUUAGAAUACUGAAUGUAGUAUUUUUAUAUUUAUUUUGUGCCGUAUAUACUUUUUUUUCGGUUUCAACUUAAAAAAUAUGUAGAUUGUGCAAACAUGAAGUUUAUUGAAAUAAAACUUAACAUAUUUGAUUUG